GGGUGCUGGAUGGUGGGGGAGUACCACUGAUGAGAGAGCGGGCGAAAGAAGGGACUAAUUAAGCAUUAUUAUAUUUAUCUGUUGGAUACUUUAAAACACCUGGACAGAGUUUCUUCGUCUACUGUGUGUGGUGGCCACGUGUGUUCUGCUUCUGGUUUCCAGCAGCAAUGUCACAGAGGAGUGGGCAGGAGGACCCGGAGCGGUACCUCUUUGUGGAUCGCGCUGUGGUCUACAACCCAGCCGCCCAGGCCGACUGGACUGCCAAGAGGCUGAUAUGGAUCCCAUCAGAACGCCACGGCUUUGAGGCUGCCAGCAUUCGUGAGGAGCGUGGAGAUGAGGUGGUGGUGGAGCUGGCUGAGAAUGGGAAGAAGGCGGUGGUCAACAAGGAUGACAUCCAGAAGAUGAACCCACCAAAGUUCAGUAAAGUAGAGGACAUGGCCGAACUUACCUGCCUGAAUGAGGCGUCUGUGCUUCACAACCUCAAAGACCGCUACUAUUCUGGCCUCAUCUAUACAUACUCUGGUCUCUUCUGUGUGGUCAUAAAUCCCUACAAAAACCUGCCCAUCUACUCAGAGAACAUCAUUGAGAUGUACAGGGGUAAAAAGAGGCAUGAAAUGCCCCCUCACAUCUACGCUAUCUCAGAAUCUGCGUACAGAUGCAUGCUCCAAGAUCGAGAAGACCAAUCUAUUCUUUGCACAGGUGAGUCAGGUGCUGGCAAGACUGAAAACACAAAGAAGGUCAUUCAGUACCUGGCACAUGUUGCCUCCUCCCACAAAGGAAGGAAAGACCACAGCAUUCCUCCAGAAUCACCUAAACCAGUGAAACCGCAGAGUGGACCCCUGUUUUAUGGUGAACUGGAACGUCAGCUUUUGCAAGCAAACCCCAUCCUUGAAUCUUUUGGGAACGCUAAGACGGUGAAAAAUGACAACUCGUCAAGAUUUGGGAAAUUCAUCCGGAUCAACUUUGAUGUCACCGGAUACAUUGUUGGAGCCAAUAUAGAAACCUACUUACUAGAGAAAUCCAGAGCUAUUCGUCAAGCCAAAGAUGAGCGUACCUUCCAUAUUUUCUACCAGCUGCUGGCUGGAGCUGGAGAGCACCUCAAAUCGGACCUGCUUUUGGAAGGAUUCAACAACUACCGUUUUCUGUCCAACGGUAACAUCCCAAUCCCAGGACAGCAGGACAAAGACAACUUCCAAGAGACGAUGGAGGCCAUGCACAUCAUGAGCUUUGCCCAUGAGGAGAUUCUGGCCAUGUUGAAGGUCGUGUCCUCGGUGCUACAGUUUGGUAACAUUGUCUUCAAGAAGGAGAGGAACACUGACCAAGCCUCUAUGCCUGAUAAUACUGCUGCUCAGAAGCUGUGUCACUUGCUGGGUAUGAAUGUGAUGGAGUUUACCAGAGCUAUUCUGACACCAAGGAUCAAAGUGGGAAGAGACUACGUCCAGAAAGCACAGACGAAAGAGCAGGCUGACUUUGCUGUCGAGGCCCUAGCUAAAGCAACAUAUGAGCGUCUGUUCCGCUGGCUGGUCCAUCGCAUUAACAGAGCUCUGGACAGAACCAAACGACAGGGUGCCUCAUUCAUCGGCAUCCUGGACAUUGCUGGUUUUGAGAUUUUUCAGUUGAACUCAUUUGAGCAGCUGUGUAUCAACUACACCAAUGAGAAGCUGCAGCAGCUCUUCAACCACACCAUGUUCAUCCUGGAGCAGGAGGAGUACCAGAGGGAGGGCAUCGAGUGGAGCUUCAUCGACUUCGGCCUGGACCUGCAGCCCUGCAUCGACCUCAUUGAGAGGCCGGCAAACCCUCCAGGAGUGUUAGCUCUGCUGGAUGAAGAGUGCUGGUUCCCCAAGGCCACAGACAAGACCUUUGUAGACAAGCUGAUCCAGGAACAGGGCACACACACCAAGUUCCAGAAGCCCCGUCAGCUCAAAGAUAAGGCCGACUUCUGCAUCAUCCACUACGCCGGCAGGGUGGACUACAAGGCAGAUGAGUGGUUAAUGAAGAACAUGGACCCUCUGAACGACAAUGUGGCCACUCUUCUGCACCAGUCAACUGACAAAUUUGUAGCUGAACUUUGGAAAGAUGUCGACCGUAUCGUAGGCCUGGACCAGGUGGCAGGAAUGAACGAGACAGCCUUUGGUGCCACCUACAAAACGAAAAAAGGCAUGUUUCGUACAGUGGGACAGCUCUACAAGGAGUCGCUCACCAAGCUCAUGGCCACAUUGAGGAACACCAACCCCAACUUUGUCCGCUGCAUCAUCCCCAACCACGAAAAAAGAGCUGGUAAAUUGGAGCCUCACCUCGUUCUGGACCAGCUGAGGUGUAAUGGCGUCCUGGAGGGGAUUCGCAUCUGCAGACAGGGCUUCCCCAAUCGCAUUGUCUUCCAGGAGUUCAGACAGAGAUAUGAGAUUCUGACACCCAAUGCGAUCCCCAAGGGAUUUAUGGAUGGGAAACAAGCCUGUGAAAGAAUGAUCCAAGCUCUGGAGCUGGACCCCAACCUGUUCCGUAUUGGUCAGAGUAAGAUCUUCUUCAGAACAGGUGUUCUGGCUCACCUGGAGGAGGAGAGAGACCUGAAGAUCACUGACAUCAUCAUCUACUUCCAGUCUGUGUGCCGUGGAUACUUGUCACGCAAAGCCUUUGCUAAGAAGCAGCAGCAGCUGAGUGCCCUGAAGGUUCUCCAGAGGAACUGUGCUGCUUACUUGAAGCUGCGACACUGGCAGUGGUGGAGGCUUUUCACCAAGGUGAAGCCUCUGCUGCAGGUCACCAGGCAGGAGGAGGAGCUGCAGGCCAAAGAUGAGGAGCUGAUAAAGGUGAAGGAGAGGCAGCUCAAGGUGGAGAAUGAGCUGGUGGAAAUGGAGAGGAAACACCAACAGCUCCUCGAAGAGAAGAAUAUUCUAGCAGAGCAACUCCACGCAGAGACAGAGCUGUUUGCUGAGGCCGAGGAGAUGAGAGUUCGUCUCCUUUCUAGGAAGCAAGAAUUGGAGGAGAUCCUUCAUGACCUGGAGUCUAGGGUGGAGGAAGAGGAGGAGAGGAACCAAAGCCUGCAGAAUGAGAAGAAGAAGAUGCAGUCACACAUCCAGGAUCUGGAAGAGCAGCUCGAUGAGGAGGAGGCUGCAAGACAGAAGCUGCAGCUGGAUAAAGUGACAGCUGAGGCCAAAAUCAAGAAGAUGGAGGAGGACAUUCUGCUGCUGGAGGACCAAAACUCCAAGUUCCUCAAGGAGAAGAAGCUACUGGAGGACAGGAUUGGUGAGAUGACCUCCCAGCUGACCGAGGAGGAGGAAAAGGCAAAGAACCUUGGCAAAGUCAAGAACAAGCAGGAGAUGAUGAUGGUUGACCUGGAGGAGCGUUUAAAGAAAGAGGAGAAAACCCGCCAGGAGCUGGAGAAGGCCAAACGCAAACUGGAUGCUGAGACGACCGACCUGCAGGACCAAAUCGUUGAGCUUCAGGUCCAGAUAGAGGAGCUGAAGAUCCAGCUGACCAAGAAGGAAGAGGAGCUGUUGGCUGCUCUGGCCAGGAGUGACGAGGAGGCCCUCCAGAAGAACAACGCCCUGAAGCAGGUUCGGGAACUGCAGGCUCAGCUAGUUGAGCUUCAGGAGGAUCUGGAGUCAGAGAAGAUGUGUCGAAGUAAAGCUGAAAAACUCAAGAGGGACCUGAGUGAGGAGCUUGAGGCUCUGAAGACGGAGCUGGAGGACACGUUGGAUACCACUGCCGCCCAGCAGGAACUCAGAACCAAGCGAGAGCAAGAGGUGGCAGAGCUGAAGAAGGCCAUAGAUGAGGAGACCAAAAACCACGAGGCUCAGAUCCAAGAGAUGAGACAGAGGCACGCCACAGCGCUGGAAGAACUGUCCGAGCAGCUGGAACAAGCCAAGAGGUUCAAGGCCAACCUGGAGAAGAACAAGCAGAGUCUUGAGAGUGACAACAGAGAAAUGGCUUGUGAGGUGAAGGGUCUGCAGCAAGCAAAGACGGAGUCAGAACACAAGAGGAAGAAACUGGAGGCCCAGCUACAGGAGUUUAUGGCCAGGGCCACUGAGGGAGAGAGGGCCAAGGCAGAGCUGGCUGAGCGUUCACACAAACUCCAGGCCGAGCUGGACAACAUUUCCGCUUUGCUGGAGGAGGCAGAGAAGAAAGGCGUUAAACUGGCCAAGGAAGUCGACAACCUGAACAGCAAACUGCAAGAUUCAGAGGAGUUGCGGCAGGAAGAGACUCGUCAGAAACUGAACCUCAGCGGCCAAAUCCGCCAGCUGGAGGUGGACAAGAACACCUUGAUGGAGCAGCAGGAGGAGGAGGAGGAGGCACGACGCAACCUGGAGAAACAGCUGCAGUCACUGCAAGCUCAGCUGUUUGAGACAAAGAAGAAGCUGGAGGAGGAUGUGGGGGCAAUGGAGGGCCUGGAGGAGGUGAAGAAGAAACUCCAGAAGGACAUGGAACUGACCAGCCAGCGCCUGGAGGAGAAGACCAUGGCCAUGGACAAGAUGGAGAAGACCAAGAACCGACUACAGCAGGAGCUGGAUGACCUGAUGGUGGAACUGGACCACCAAAGACAGAUUGUGUCCAACCUGGAGAAGAAGCAGAAGAAGUUUGACCAGAUGCUGGCUGAGGAGAAGACUGUCUCAGCACGUUACGCAGAGGAGCGUGACCGUGCAGAGGCUGAGGCCAGAGAAAAGGAGACCAAGGCUCUGUCUAUGGCCAGAGCUCUGGAAGAGGCCUUGGAGGCUAAAGAGGAACUGGAGCGGUUUAAUAAGCAGCUACGUGCUGAGAUGGAGGACCUGAUGAGCUCCAAGGAUGACGUAGGGAAGAAUGUCCAUGAACUGGAGAAGUCCAAGCGCAUGCUGGAGCAACAGGUGGAGGAGAUGAGAACUCAGCUGGAGGAGCUGGAGGAUGAGCUGCAGGCCACAGAAGACGCCAAGCUGCGUCUGGAGGUCAACAUGCAGGCCAUGAAGGCCCAGUUUGACCGAGACAUGCAGGCCAGAGAUGAGCAAGGAGAGGAGAAGAAGAGGGCACUGGUCAAACAGGUGCGUGAAAUGGAGGCAGAGUUGGAGGAUGAGAGGAAGCAGAGAACUCUGUCUGUCGCUGCCAAGAAGAAGCUGGAGAUGGACCUGAACGAGCUGGAGGGACAGAUCGAAGCCGCCAACAAAGGCAGGGAAGAGGCUGUCAAACAGCUCCGGAAACUACAGGCUCAGAUGAAGGACUAUCAGAGGGAGCUGGAGGAGGCCAGAGCCUCCAGGGAUGAGAUCUUCACCCAGUCCAAGGAGAACGAGAAGAAACUGAAGAGUCUAGAAGCUGAAAUCUUACAGCUACAGGAGGACCACGCAGCUUCAGAGAGAGCCCGUCGACAUGCUGAACAGGAGAGGGACGAGCUUGCCGAUGAGAUAUCCAACAGCGUCUCUGGAAAGUCGUCAAUGCUGGAGGAGAAGAGGAGGCUGGAGGCUCGUAUCGCCCAGCUGGAGGAGGAGCUGGAGGAGGAGCAGGGCAACAUGGAGAUGCUCAACGACCGUUUCAGAAAGACCACCAUGCAGGUCGAAAACCUGAACACAGAGUUGGCGGGAGAGCGUAGCGCUGCACAGAAGAGUGAGAAUGCUCGACAACAGAUGGAACGGCAGAACAAGGAUUUGAAAGCUAAGCUGGCAGAGCUGGAAGGGGCUGUCAAGUCAAAGUUUAAGGCGUCCAUUGCUGCCCAGGAGGCCAAGAUCUUGCAGCUGGAGGAGCAGCUGGAGCAGGAGGUCAAGGAGAGAGCAGCAGCCAACAAAAUCGUCCGUCGCACAGAGAAGAAGCUGAAGGAGGUGAUGAUGCAGGUAGAGGAUGAGCGUCGUCAUGCCGACCAGUACAAGGAGCAGAUGGAGAAAGCCAACUCUCGUAUGAAGCAGCUGAAGCGUCAGUUGGAGGAGGCGGAGGAGGAAGCCACCAGGGCCAACGCCUCCCGCAGGAAGCUGCAGAGGGAGCUGGACGACGCCACAGAGGCCAGUGAGGGUCUUACCCGGGAGGUCAACUCUCUCAAGAACCGCCUCAGACGUGGGGGUCCGGUCAGCAGCUUCUCCUCCAGCCGUUCAGGCCGCCGCAACCUCAACCUGGACGGCGCUUCAGUCGACCUGUCAGAUGACGAUGCCGACAGCCGCACCAGCGACUUCAAUGAGACGCAAACCUCCAACGUUGAGUAAUUACAGCGGCACUCUCAUUCCUCGCUUUUCCCCUCUCCUUGCAUCAUCACUACCCACCUCCCCUCACCUCAUCCACCUGUCACCUGCGCCCAGUUUUCCUCCCCCCGAGAGAUCCUCAGCAUCAGCAUGGUCUUCAUUCAUUUCAAACCACUGACUGGACAGAAGAUUAGAGCGAUGAGCUGUUUUUCUGGUAAAGCCGGGCAGACUGCCCUGGCAGAGCGCCUCUGCCCUUUUUGUAUCAGUUAACACUGCAGGGAAAAUCCACCGCCCUCCCCUGAAGAAAAACCUCCAGGCCUGGAGUGUCGCAGGGGCAAAUGGACAAUUCUGCCUUACUCUGUUCUCCUCUGGCAAGCUGCUAGCCCUGGCUCGUCUGUCGGCCAUGUAUCAUCUCAGCAUCGUAACCCAUCCCCUCCCAUCAGGCGUGAAGUUAUCUGCUCAGCUUAUUGAGAAAGUAUGCAUAGGUACAAAGUGCUUUUUAUACAUAUGAAACUGUGUGUGUGUGUGUCUGUGUGCACACGUGUAUGUAUGAUGUAGGCGGAGGCUGAGGUGUGCACACAUCAAGUAUGUAGGCUAUGUGAACACACUCCAUACUGGAAAUGCAGGACUACAAGGAAACAUAUUUCACUCCGAUGUUGUUGUAGGUGCUCUGCUCACUAGCUGUGUAAAAGUCAUCUCAUACAGGACACACUUUCUAACAGCAUUCAAAUUGACGGACCUGUCCAAAAAAAAAAAAACAAAAAAAAACAAACACAAAACCAAGGUCACGGCGGUCUGUGAGCCACCACGCCUGCUGCUUCUGUCGCACGAGUCUCCCUCCGAUGUACAGACACUACAGGAACGACUAACAUCUCGGGACAUGCAAUACAACAACAUGGACUCUGAAUUGAAAAUGUAUUACUGUGAAAAAAAAAGAUAUUUUAUUUUCUCUGUUGCUUCAUCUCAACAGUUAAUGAAGGAAUGUCUCACUGAGGUUUUCACUAGAAAUCUCUAAGCUCGUAAGGUUAACUGAUUUGUACUGUUGACCAAUGGGAACACUAUUGAGUUUUUAAGUAUAUCGUCCUUCAAUAUGGACAGACUGGAGCAGACUGGAGAAGAUGCAGAGAUGCUGGAAAAUGCACAGAACUGCACAGGUUAGAAUUUUUAACUGGAAACCAACAGGUUAAAUUUUAAAAAAAAAAGCUCAUACUGGAAGCACUGAAGUGACGCUCAGUCUGCAUUUUCAAUGUGACACUAAAUGGUUAAAGCUUAGGUUGAACGUGUAGUUUGAUUAGAAAUGGAGACUGAUUGAAAAUAGUCAUCUUCUCACUACAUUUCAGUGUUUGUGCCUAGUCCCAGUUUGUAUCGUUACAAUCGAGUCACAGAGCUGAGAGUCAGUUUUUCUGAACAACACUCGGCGAACUUUCGAAACUUAAACAUUCGUUAAACACUUAACGACUGUUCUGAAGGGUUUUUUUUUUUCCAAAAUCUUCGAACCAUCUGUUGCACUGUAAGAUUUUUAACUUUUAAGCCAGCAUGGACAAGACGUCCUUAAGAGCUCAGAAAAAUGUGAAAUUUCAACAUCUGCAAUUUUAUGACAACAGUUUGUUUUUAAUAACCCUUUUCUCCAGGUUGUUACUGUUUUCUAAUUUAAACAAAGAUUGUUGCUGUAAACAUUUGUCUUUGCUCAAUUUGUGCAACAUAUAACAAAAUUCAAACUAAUGUUUAGUUAUAUUUGUCUCUAUUAAUGUCACAUUUUAUGAUGUUAAUUUUUAUGAAAAUAUAAAAUAUUUAUAUUUUUCUUGUGUCAUACAAAACAAGCUUAGACGUGGUCAUUUCUGGCUCCCUGGAUAGGAAAUUGAGAAACUCAAACUUUUUAUAGCUAUUGAUAAUUUUGAUCGUCAUCAGCAGAUCAGGUUGUCAUUGAAUUACAGAUGUUCCCAUGACCAUUUAACUGUCCAACAUUAGUCCCACGGUGUUACCGUUCUGUUUUAAGGGCUUUAAGGAUGUCCAUGCUUAAAGUCAACUUUUUUUUUUUUUGCAUCUAGAUGUUAGAGUUUAGUCUUUAGGAUUUUAGAAGUACUUUCAGAACAGCAUUAAAUCUCAAACAGCCUUUUGAGUUUUUCUAAAAUACAAACUUGUUGCUCUGUGGCUCAUUUGUAAUGGUAAAACGUGACGAUGAAGAAACUAGGGCUGGUUUGUGCCAUGAUUUUGUGAGUUGAAGCCUGAUUCUUCAGACUGUCAACAGACUAAAUCCAGCACUUAGUGUUUGUAGGUGACAGAUUGUCUGAUUUUUUUUUUUUUUUUAAAUACUUUCCUUGCAAUUUUAAUAGCAUUUUUAGAGAGGUGAAGACAGGCUCUGCUUGAAAUACAGCCGACACCUCAACAGUUGAACCACUACAGUGUGAAAAGCCACGCCAGGGUACUCAUAUCCAUCCACCAACUCUACUGUUACUCUGUUCCUUUACUCUGGAUAUGCUGAUUAGGAUGGUCGCCUGUGGCACACGCCCUUUGCCCUUCUCCUCAAGUGUUAACACUUAACGUAUGUUUCUUUAAAAGUGCCUUAGACACUAAAUAAGAACAUAAGCGGGCAAGGAUUUCAUUACAGAAACAAAACCCUAAUGAGAAAACAGGUGCAUCAAGAAUAUAUUCAACACUUUAAUCUUUUUUCUUUCUUUUGUAUCGUUGCUGUGCUUCAUAUCAUAUCCGCUGUGUACCUCUAUGUUCAUAAUAACCCCCCUAGAUAGAGCAUUUGGGUCAAACUCUGUAUUACAGUAUUAUGAUUAACUACAUGAAAAGCGAAGCCCUUGGCAGCUGCAUGUCCCAAAAUUAUUUUUGAAGUAAGAUUGUUUUUUUUCUCCCCCUGUAACCUCUCACAGGUUAAGUACUGAAGUUAUUUUGGGAAAUAAAUGCACUGCACAGGAUUUCAUUUGGUUGGAAGCUUUAACAUCCACAUGUAGUUAACUAAUUUUUCUUUUCUUAUUAUUAUCCAGCUGGCUGUUGACAACCAGGCAUUCAACUGCAAAUACUCUCAUCUUAUUAUUUCUUGUAUACCUGUAUUUCUAGAUGGUAAUUUUUUUUCUGUUUUGUUUGUUUUUGUAAAAGGAAAAUAAAGCGUAUUCAUUGUAGAUGUGA
Messenger RNA from Toxotes jaculatrix (banded archerfish), 9260 nucleotides. Its product is annotated as myosin-10-like. Gene Ontology annotation, molecular function: cytoskeletal motor activity; actin filament binding; ATP binding. The record is from RefSeq and is a predicted model, not a curated record. The transcript has 44 exons. Gene Ontology annotation, cellular component: myosin complex. NCBI's taxonomy places the organism in Eukaryota, Metazoa, Chordata, Actinopteri, Toxotidae. The coding region runs from base 168 to 6149 and encodes 1993 amino acids.